AUGGCGGGAAACGUGAGACGCCAGCGCCCCCUUCCGGUGAAAGACGUGUUGGUGUUCAGCGCAGCUCUCGACGAGCGUAGAACGACGCUCUGCGUCUGCCAGCGGGUACCAGAUGUUGCGACAAACGAGGGUCACACUGAAUCGCUUUGUAUACUGUCAUCAGUGGGAUCUCAGUUUGACCUGAGGACACUACGAGCUGUUAGAGUGCUACGACCACUCAAACUGGUGUCUGGGAUCCCAAGCCUGCAGGUGGUGCUCAAGUCCAUCAUGAAGGCAAUGAUCCCUUUGCUGCAGAUUGGCCUUCUGCUGUUUGUGGCUAUCCUUAUGUUUGCUAUCAUUGGUCUGGAGUUUUACAUGGGCAAGUUCCACACCACCUGCUACGACAUAGUCACAGGAGAGUCAGUGGAGGAAUUGCCCUGCGGUACAGCAUUACCGUCUCGGUUGUGUCCUAAUGGUACAUUAUGUAAAGGCGGCUGGCUGGGACCCAACUACGGCAUCACCCAGUUUGACAAUAUCCUGUUUGCCGUUCUCACCGUCUUCCAGUGCAUCACCAUGGAGGGAUGGACAGACAUGCUCUACUAUAGCAACGAUGUGGAGGGUAGUGCCUGGAAUUGGAUGUACUACAUCCCCCUCAUCAUCAUCGGCUCCUUCUUCAUGCUCAACUUAGUGCUUGGUGUACUCUCAGGUGAGUUUGCCAAAGAGAGAGAGCGGGUGGAGAACAGGAGUGAGUUUCUCAAGCUGAGGCGGCAGCAGCAGAUAGAGAGAGAGCUCAAUGGAUACCUGGAAUGGAUCUGCAAAGCUGAGGAGGUGAUUCUUGCUGAGGAUGACGCCACAGGGAACUUUGAUGGAUCGAGGCGGAGGCCGACCAUCAAGACCAAAACCAACAAAGCAGAGCUGCUAAACCCUGAGGAAGGAGAGGAUAACAUGGGAGACGCAGUAGGUUUCGCCCGCUCGAGUAUAAAGAGUGGGAAGGAGGGCUCCAAUUACAGCAAGAACGAACGUCGGCUUCGGUUCUUCAUCCGUAAGAUAGUGAAGACCCAGGCCUUCUAUUGGACGGUGCUCUGCCUGGUGGGACUCAACACCAUGUGUGUUGCAGUGGUGCACUACGACCAGCCCGAGAUGCUGUCCGACUUCCUCUUCUAUGCAGAGUUCAUCUUCCUGGGUCUGUUCAUGUCUGAGAUGCUGAUAAAGAUGUAUGGUCUGGGCACCCAGCCCUACUUCCACUCUUCAUUCAACUGCUUUGACUUUGGUGUUAUUGUGGGCAGUAUCUUCGAGGUGGUGUGGGCCACCAUCAAACCAGGCACAUCCUUUGGGAUCAGUGUCUUACGAGCUCUGCGACUGCUCCGCAUCUUCAAAGUCACAAAGUACUGGGCCCCGCUGCGUAACCUGGUGGUUUCGCUGCUCAACUCUAUGAAGUCCAUUGUCAGCUUGCUGUUCCUGCUCUUCCUCUUCAUCGUGGUCUUCGCUCUACUAGGCAUGCAGCUGUUCGGAGGACAGUUUAACUUUGAAGGUGGGACUCCCUCAACUAACUUUGACACCUUUGCAGCGGCCAUCAUGACAGUGUUUCAGAUUCUGACAGGCGAGGACUGGAACAUGGUGAUGUACGAUGGGAUUGAGUCUCAGGGUGGUGUCACAGACAAAGGAAUGGUCUUCUCCAUCUUCUUCAUUGUUCUCACACUCUUUGGAAACUACACGCUGCUCAACGUCUUCUUGGCCAUCGCUGUGGACAAUCUGGCCAACGCCCAGGAGCUCACCAAGGAUGAGGAAGAACAGGAGGAGGCAGCCAAUCAGAAGACAGCGCUACAGAAAGCCAAGGAAGUGGCGGAGGUCAGCCCGCUGUCAGCUGCCAACCUCUCUAUUGCAGCCAAGGAGCAGCAGAAGAACCACACCAAGGGCAACAAGACUGUGUGGGAGCAGAGGACCAGCGAGAUCCGUCGGCAGAACCUGAUGACGAGCCGCGAGGCGCUCUACAACGAGCUGGAGCAGGAGGACUGGAAGGUGGGAGGGGAAGGAGAGGAGGUGUCCUAUCCAAGAAACGCACGGGGAGACAUGAAGACCCACCUGGACCGACCGCUGGUAGUCAACCCACAGGACAACCGCAACAACAACACCAACAAGACCAGGCCCGGCGAGCUGCCCCUGGACCAGGAGUACCAGCGCCAGGACCUGGGACACUACCACCGCUUUGGCCACCACCACUCCUCCUACCAUCACCACCACCACCAUCACCACUACCACCACCACCAGAGGGCAAACGGGCCAGGGGGAGAAGACGGGGAGCCGGGUCAGCAGCCAGGAAAGGACUGCAUGGGGCACGGCUUCAGCUGCACGUCCUUGGGAAAUGUGGACGGGGGCGCAGAGGGUGAGGAGAGGCAGGGCUGCAGGGGCCACCGGCACCGGCACAGGGGCUCCAGGGAGGGCAGGGAGACACGCAGUGUAUCGCCCCACAACGGUGAAGGAGUGGAGGGGAGCAAGGAUCAGAGGAAGUCAAGGCAGCACCGCAGGACAGCCAGGGAUGGGGAGGAGGGGAGAAGACACAGGUCCCGGGGGACAGAAGGAGACAGGGAGAAGGGCGAGGAGAAGUGUGAAAGGAGGAAGCCCAAAAGACAUCGGCACAGCAACCAGGAGAGGAGCCGACAGCACUGCAACAGGAGAGAGCACCACGGCAGCGGGCCAAGCCUCUCCACCACGCGUCCCAUCCAGCAGCACAAUGAGGACCUGGACAAUUUCCGCAACAACAGCAAGCUGGCCGGCACUCAUGAGCACCUGCACACCCUUCCACCGGACCACCCAGACCACAUCAACAACCUGCUGAACCGCCGAGAGGCCGACACGCAUGCUCUGCUCCACAGCAUGGACAGCCUCAUCUUGACCAGCAUGGCCAAGCCCGACUACAUGGCUGUGGACAUGCCCCCAAUAUACCCCUACCCAUCCACAAAUGCCAUCCUACAAGUGAACAGGAACGCCAACACAGACCAGAAGAAGUGUGAGGAAAAGAAGGAGGAAGAGGAGGAUGGGGAUGGAGAUGAGGACGGUCCAAAACCCAUGCCUCCAUACAGUUCCUGCUUUAUCAUGUCCACCACCAACCCGUUUAGGAAGUGCUGUCACUACAUCCUGACUCUGAAGUACUUUGAGUUCAGCAUCCUGUCUGUCAUCGCUAUGAGCAGCAUUGCUCUGGCUGCGGAGGACCCCGUCUGGCCAGACUCACCGCGAAACAAUGUGCUGCGCUACUUUGACUACGUUUUCACGGGUGUCUUCACAUUCGAAAUGUUGAUCAAGAUGGUGGUCUUAGGACUGUUUCUCCACCAAGGCUCCUACUUCCGGGACUUGUGGAACAUUCUGGACUUUAUAGUGGUUAGUGGUGCUCUGGUGGCCUUCGCCUUCACGGGGAGCAGCAAGGGCAAAGACAUCGGUACAAUCAAGUCCCUCCGUGUGCUGAGGGUGCUGCGUCCUCUCAAGACCAUUAAACGACUCCCCAAGUUAAAGGUGGUAAAGUUCUCCAACUCUCCUUGCCCCCAGGCUGUGUUCGACUGCGUGGUCAACUCACUGAAAAACGUGUUGAACAUCCUGAUCGUCUACAUGCUCUUCAUGUUCAUUUUCGCCGUGGUGGCAGUGCAGCUGUUCAAAGGGCGGUUCUUCUACUGCACAGACGAAUCCAAGGAGUUUGCACGCGAUUGCAGGGGCGAGUACUUGGUGUAUGAUCGAGAUGAGGUGAAAGCACAGAAGCGGGAGUGGAAGAAGUACGAUUUUCACUACGACAACGUGGCUUGGGCCCUGCUCACCCUCUUCACUGUCUCCACUGGAGAGGGGUGGCCGCAAGUGUUAAAGCACUCCGUGGACUCCACCUAUGAGAAUCAGGGCCCUAGUCCAGGCUACAGGAUGGAGAUGUCCAUCUUCUACGUGGUGUACUUCGUUGUCUUCCCCUUCUUCUUCGUCAACAUCUUUGUGGCUCUCAUCAUCAUCACCUUCCAAGAACAGGGGGACAAGAUGAUGGAGGACUACAGUUUAGAAAAGAAUGAGAGGGCUUGUAUAGAUUUUGCCAUCAACGCCAGGCCUCUGACCCGCCACAUGCCUAAGAACAAGCUGAGUUUCCAGUACCGCAUGUGGCAGUUUGUGGUUUCUCCGCCCUUUGAGUACAGCAUCAUGGCUCUGAUAGCCCUCAACACCAUCGUCCUGAUGAUGAAGUUUGACGGGGCAUCUGAAACCUACGACAAUGUCCUGAAGAACCUCAACAUUGUCUUCACCACCUUCUUCUUCAUGGAGUCGAUCCUCAAGGUUAUUGCCUUCGGUCCUCUGAACUUUUUCAGAGACGCGUGGAACAUAUUUGAUUUUGUUUCCGUCCUGGGAAGCAUCACAGACAUAUUGGUCACAGAACUGGGGAAUAACUUCAUCAACCUGAGCUUCCUGAGGCUGUUCAGAGCAGCUCGCCUCAUCAAGCUGCUGAGACAGGGGGAGACCAUCCGCAUCCUCCUCUGGACCUUCAUCCAGUCCUUCAAGGCUCUGCCAUACGUAUGUCUGCUCAUCGCCAUGCUCUUCUUCAUCUACGCCAUCAUCGGCAUGCAGUUGUUUGGAAACCUGGCAUUAGAUGAGGAAGGAGAGAGUGCCAUCAACGAGCAUAACAACUUUCGAACCUUCAUCAUGGCCCUCAUGCUGUUGUUCAGGAGCGCCACAGGUGAAGCGUGGCAUGACAUCAUGCUGGCGUGCCUGGGCGGUAAGGAAUGUGACCCGGACUCCGGGAACACGGACCCCGAGUGCGGCAGCACCUUUGCCUACACUUACUUUGUUUCCUUCAUCUUCCUCUGUUCUUUCCUGAUGCUGAAUUUGUUUGUGGCUGUCAUCAUGGACAACUUUGAGUACCUGACCAGGGACUCCUCCAUCCUGGGGCCACAUCACCUGGACGAGUAUGUAAGAAUAUGGGCUGAAUACGACCCUGCAGCCUGCGGGCGCAUACAUUAUAAGGAUAUGUACAGUUUAUUGCGAGUAAUCUCCCCUCCCCUGGGCCUUGGCAAGAAAUGCCCACAUAGGGUGGCCUGCAAGAGGCUACUGCGUAUGGACCUGCCGGUCGCCGAUGACAACACGGUGCAUUUCAACUCCACCCUCAUGGCGCUGAUCAGAACGGCGCUGGAUAUAAAGAUCGCCAAGGGCGGUGCCGACAAGCACCAGAUGGACGCGGAGCUGAGAAAAGAGAUGAUGGCGAUUUGGCCAAACCUGUCACAGAAGACCCUUGACCUUCUGGUUACGCCACACAAGGCAGCCACAGACUUGACGGUGGGCAAAAUCUACGCCGCCAUGAUGAUCAUGGAAUACUACCGCCAGAGCAAGACCAAAAAGCUACAGGCCCUGCGAGAGGAACAGCCUGCAGGCCAUGUCGUAUAUCUCACACAGAACCGAACGCCAUUAAUGUUUCAGCGCAUGGAGCCGCCCUCAGAGGGAGGGGGCACAGAUGGCCAGGAGGGACAGGGUCUCAAUGGCCUCCCGAGCACCCAGCCGGACAAUAUCAACAGCAUACCUCCCGAUGGUGGUGGUAUGACUGAGAGCCAGUCAUGGGUAACGGCCAAAGCCCAGGAGAUGUUCCAGAAAACAGGCAACUGGAGCCCGGAUAGACCCUAUCCCGAUGAUCUCCAUGAUAACCGGCACAACCCCCAGACGGUAGAGAUGAGGGAGAUGGGGCGGGACGGGUACUCCGACACUGAGCCCUAUCACCCAAUGGAUGGGCAUGGGCGGACCCUCUCCAUGCCCCGCCUCUCGGCAGACAACCAAGUGAGCACCUUCAUCCCACCCACCGUCACCAUCAUCACCACAACAUCAAAGCUAUCACGGUGCCUGUGGCACUGA
Messenger RNA from Lampris incognitus (smalleye Pacific opah), 5835 nucleotides. RefSeq names its product calcium channel, voltage-dependent, P/Q type, alpha 1A subunit, b (gene cacna1ab). The record is from RefSeq and is a predicted model, not a curated record. Bases 1 to 5835 code for a protein of 1944 amino acids. Gene Ontology annotation, biological process: calcium ion import across plasma membrane; chemical synaptic transmission. Gene Ontology annotation, molecular function: high voltage-gated calcium channel activity. Gene Ontology annotation, cellular component: neuronal cell body; membrane; voltage-gated calcium channel complex. The transcript has 44 exons. Lineage: Eukaryota; Metazoa; Chordata; Actinopteri; Lampriformes; Lampridae.